GCAGACAGGGUGGGGACUGACUGGACAUACUGUGGUAGGGAGUUCCAGAGAAUGGGAGAGGCUCUGGAGAAGUCCCGGAGUCGAGCGUGGGAGGAGGUGAUAAGGGAGCUAGAGAGGAAGAUAUCUUGGGAGGAGCGAAGUGGGGGCGAUAUCUGCGGAUGUGGUUGGCGAUGUAGCUGGGGGCAGUGUUGUGGAUGGCUUUGUAUGCUGUGGUUAUUUAUACGUUGGUUAGUGGAAGCCAAUGAAGGGAUUGGCAGAGAGGGGUGGAGGACACUGAGUGGAGGCCAGUGGAGGGAUUGGCAGAGAGGGGUGGAGGACACUGAAUGAAGGCCAGUGGAGGGAUUGGCAGAGAGGGAUGGAGGACACUGAAUGGAGGCCAGUGGAGGGAUUGGCAGAGAGGAGGGUGGAGGACACUGAAUGGAGGCCAG
Molecule: messenger RNA, 428 nt
Organism: Staurois parvus
Lineage: Eukaryota; Metazoa; Chordata; Amphibia; Anura; Ranidae
Source: the annotation of a GenBank genome assembly